GCAGGAGGCGGCCCUUAGGUGGCCGCGCCGAUCGCCUGACGGCCGCGCCUCCGCCCCAGCGCGGCCGCCGGGGGAGAGGGGGGGACGGCAAGGGAGGGGGGCGGGCGAGCGCGUGACGGCCGCGCUCCGCCUCCUGCUCCGGCUCCGGCUCCUGCCGCUGCCUCCCCCGGCGCCGCCACCUCGGCCCGGCGCGGGCGGGAGGCGCAGCAGCGGCAGCAGUGGGAGCACUGGUAGCAGUGGCAGCAGUGGCAGCAGCGGCGGCAGCAGCAGCGGCAGCAGCAAUGGAGCCGGAGCGCGAGUGCCGGGUGCUCUCAAUCCAGAGCCACGUCGUCCGCGGCUACGUGGGCAACAAGGCGGCCACCUUCCCCCUGCAGGUUUUGGGAUUUGAAGUUGACACUGUGAACUCAGUCCAGUUUUCAAACCAUACAGGUUAUGCACACUGGAAGGGUCAGGUGUUAAAUUCAGAUGAACUUCAUGAACUGUAUGAAGGACUUAAGCUGAACAAGGUCAAUCAGUAUGAUUAUGUACUCACAGGUUAUACAAGGGACACAUCAUUUCUUGCGAUGGUGGUGGAUAUUGUCCAGGAGUUGAAGCAACAGAAUUCAAACCUAGUGUAUGUAUGCGAUCCAGUGAUGGGUGACAAGUGGAAUGGAGAAGGCUCCAUGUAUGUGCCCAAGGACCUCCUCCCAGUCUACAGGGACAAAGUUGUACCUGUUGCUGAUAUAAUUACUCCUAACCAGUUCGAGGCUGAGUUACUUACUGGCAGGAAGAUUCACACAGAAAAAGACGCUUUAGAGGUAAUGGAUAUGCUCCAUGCCAUGGGACCAGAGACUGUGGUGAUCACAAGCUCAGAUCUACAGGCACCUCUAGGAAAUGACUACCUGAUUGCCCUGGGAAGCCACAGAAAAUCUAAUGCAGAUGGUACCAAGAUGACACAAAGAAUUCGAGUGGAAUCUCCUAAAGUGGAUGCUGUCUUUGUUGGAACAGGAGACUUGUUUGCUGCUAUGCUUUUGGCCUGGACACAUAAGCAUCCAAACAAUUUGAAGGUGGCAUGUGAAAAGACUGUGUCAGCCAUGCAACAUGUUCUGCAAAGGACCAUUAAGAGUGCAAAAGCACAAGCUGGAGAAGGAAACAAACCAAACUCAGCCCAUCUGGAACUGAGAAUGGUCCAAAGCAAAAAGGACAUAGAAAACCCAGAGAUCAUAGUGAAAGCUACCGUGUUAUAAAGGCUGUAUGUCUCCAAUAACGCACAAUGUAUUGAUGUCCUCAUCUCUUUCCUGUAAAUUGUAAUAUUUGCCUUAGAUCUGUGACAGAAACCUGACUUUCAUGAAAUAGCGCCCAGCAUAGGCAGAUAUCCACUCUCAAACAUAUGUGCUGGCCUUGCUCAGUUUUAAAAACAAAAACAAAA
Molecule: messenger RNA, 1408 nt
Organism: Cygnus atratus (black swan)
Lineage: Eukaryota; Metazoa; Chordata; Aves; Anseriformes; Anatidae
Gene: PDXK
Product: pyridoxal kinase
Exons: 11
Coding region: 282-1226 (314 amino acids)
Biological process (GO): pyridoxal 5'-phosphate salvage
Cellular component (GO): cytosol
Molecular function (GO): pyridoxal kinase activity
Source: RefSeq, a predicted model, not a curated record